Vanderwaltozyma polyspora DSM 70294 is the source of this 2118-nucleotide messenger RNA. RefSeq names its product metal cation transporter MSC2 (gene MSC2). Gene Ontology annotation, molecular function: zinc ion transmembrane transporter activity. The record is from RefSeq and is a predicted model, not a curated record. NCBI's taxonomy places the organism in Eukaryota, Fungi, Ascomycota, Saccharomycetes, Saccharomycetales, Saccharomycetaceae. The coding region runs from base 1 to 2118 and encodes 705 amino acids. Gene Ontology annotation, biological process: zinc ion transport; transmembrane transport; intracellular zinc ion homeostasis. Gene Ontology annotation, cellular component: membrane; Golgi apparatus. The transcript has a single exon.
AUGUCAUUGCAGGGGUUUUUGACAAGGGUUCCUCUCCUGUUGUCCUUUCCUACAAUCAUACUUUCUAGCAGCUUAAUAAUAGUGCUCUACGAUGAUGUCAAUUUAGAUGGGAAUGAUAUAAACAUAGUUGGCAAUGUUACUAAGAAUUUAACUAAACUGAUAUUGAUACCUUUAUUUUCUGCAUCGUCUUUCACAGCUUUGGGUUAUUCUUUGAAGAUCAUUACUAGAAAUAAGUUAAUAUUCCCAGUCUUCAUGGCUACUUUUAUAUCAAGUUUAUUAAGUUUCUUAUUAGGUCCAAUUCAAACUACUUGUAUAAGUUUACUGACAAUUAAUAUGCUGUGUACUGUUUACUACGAACAAAAUCCAAAAUUGUUAUCAUGGCUCCAAUUGACCAAGACUUAUCUACCGUUAGCAUUUAUUAGUACAUUAAUUUAUUACAUGGGAAACAAUGAAUACUCUUUGAUGCCAAUUGCAACUCAUUUGACAAUUAUCAUAAUACUAUUGAUUUCAAAGAAAACUAUUUUGUCAUAUUUAUUCAAAUCAUACCCUUCCAAAGAAUCUGAUCAAGAUCAAAGGCGGCAUUCAAAAUUCUUUAUCACAUUGUUGUUCGUGUUGAAACUAACUUCAAUUUUUUCAAUAUACAUGGUUUCGAUGUCCUUCCCACUAUGUGAUCUACAAUUGUUAAUGGUAAUCGUGUUCAUUGGCUGUCUGGCAAUUUUCUUUUUAUCCUUACAAGAUUUACUAACAAGCGAUUCUUCAGUGAACUCUGAUGGUGAAUUGGUAUUUAAAAAUUUACAUGUCGCUUGGAUUACUAAAUAUACAACAUUUUCUACAGGUAUGAUGGCUUUAGUAUUACACUAUCUAUCUUCAAAUACUUUAGGACCGCAUUCCAUUACUGAUCUCGUUGUGAUUCUAUAUAUUGUGAUGUCUGAAGUAAUUGUUUAUUUCCAAACCAAUGGUUACCAUCAUAAUUCAUCUCAUCAUUCACAUUCACAUGAUACAUCCAGUAACAAUAGCCACUCAUCAUCUCAUCAAGGUCAUACUCAUUCACACUCAUCUGGAAGCAUUUUUAGAGAAAUGGCCUCCAAUGAAGAAACAAGAUCAAUUUUCUCCUUUUUACUAUUGAAUACCACAUUUAUGUUUGUGCAAUUACUAUACUCCUUCCGUUCAAAAUCUUUAGGAUUAUUGUCCGAUUCUCUACAUAUGGCCUUAGAUUGUACAUCACUACUACUAGGUUUAUUGGCAGGUAUAUUGUCAAAGAGACCACCUAAUGAUAAGUUCCCGUUUGGUAUGGGAUAUUUGGAAACCUUGACAGGUUUCACAAACGGUAUUCUAUUAAUUGGAAUUGUUUCUGGUAUAUUUAUUGAAGCUAUAGGUAGAAUAUUUAAUCCAAUCCAUCUUCAUGGUACAAAUGAAUUGCUUGUUGUCGCUUCUCUAGGUUUAUUUGUUAAUUUAAUAGGUUUAUUUGCUUUUGAUCAUAGUGGUCAUGCUGGUGAUCACGGUAAUGAAAAUAUGAGAGGUGUCUUUUUACAUAUAUUAGCAGAUACAUUGGGUUCUGUAGGUGUCGUUAUUUCUACUUUGCUGAUUAAGUUAACACAUUGGCCAAUAUUCGAUCCAAUUGCCUCCAUAUUGAUCGGCUCUUUAAUUUUAUUAAGUGCCAUUCCAUUGAUUAAAUCUACAUCGUCGAGAAUUCUUCUUCAACUAGAUGAUAAAAAACAUAAUGCUGUUAAGAAUGCUUUAAACAAAAUUUCAACAACACCAGGUAUAUCUGGCUAUACUUCCCCUAAAUUUUGGCCAAUUUCUGCACCAUCAUCAGGACAUUCUCAUGGCCAUAGUCAUAGUCAUGGCCAUUCUCACUCACACUCUCACGAUGAUUCAAAAGAGGAACCUAAAGAUGAAGAUGGUAAUGGAAAGCCAGCCACAUUAAUGGGUUAUAUUCAUAUCCAAUAUGUAGAGGGAGAAAACUCUACUAUUGUCAAGAAGCGAGUAGAAAAAAUAUUUGAAUCAUUUGGAAUUAAAGCUUGGAUUCAAGUAGAGCCAACUGAUUCAAGAUGUUGGUGUAGAUCAUCAUCAUAUCAAGCACAGCAGAUAGUCCCACAAACAUUAUAUACUAAUUAA